AUAAUUAUUAUCAGUUUGUUGCGGUCACGAAUAUUUUGCUUACCGCACCACAGCAACGUGUGGAUAGUUUAUGACCCCCAAAACUCUUGUCGAAUUCGAUCAAAAAAACCAUAGUAUUUAACUCUAUGGCGCCCCUGUGCAAAUCAAUAGUCAUAACUAGCUAUUCUCAUCAGUUGGCAACACUGUGUUUCCUCCAUUUAAAUGUAUGUGAAAUAAUCGUUCCUUGGUGAGGCAGCCUGCCUCACUUAGAAUCGAUACUUUUAUUGGAUUUAAAUGGAAGAAAACGGUGUUACUAACUUGUAAACUCACCACUUCGCUGGAUGGUGUUUUUAAGCGUUCAAACUAAGUUGCUGAUAAAAUCAAAGCAUUAAAAUUAUUAAUGCUUCGUAGUUCAUCAGGUCUUCCGUGUUGUCAUUUAGUUUCAUAAUGUCUCCAGUGAGAUCGGCGCCAUGGAUGAUUCUACUAGUUACAGUUGCCUCCUCAUCGCAGAGAUUUCCAAAUAUUUCGAUUAUAGGAAACAUGAACAUUCCAGAUCCUAGUCCUGAGCACCUACAGGUUCUUCAUAAUCAGUUCGGUCAUUCAAAUUUUCGACCUUUGCAAUGGAAAAUAAUAUACACUCUUCUGAAGGAAAAAAGGGACCUUGUUGUUGUAAUGGCCACAGGUUAUGGCAAAAGUUUAUGCUACCAAUACCCACCUGUAUUUGCGAAAGGUCUGGGCAUCGUUAUUUCGCCCCUUAUCUCAUUGAUGCAGGAUCAAAUUCUUUCUUUACAGACAUCAAACAUCUCAGCGUGCUGUUUGGGAUCUGCUCAAACUGAAAAACAUGCAGUCAUGGACGGAUUAAUGAAAGGAAAAUACAGAGUUCUAUAUGUGACACCAGAAUGGUGUCAAGACAGUAACAGAGACUUCCUUGCGGAACUCCAUAAAAAAAUCAAGAUUACUGUGGUUGCCAUCGAUGAAGCACAUUGUGUGAGCCAGUGGGGCUGCGAUUUCAGACCCGAUUAUCGAACUUUAGGUUUGUUGAAACAAGGACUGAAAGAUGUGCCUUUUAUAGCACUAACGGCAACUGCCACCACCAAAGUUAGACAGGACAUUAGUCAAUCAUUAAGGCUUAGAAACCCUGAAAUGAUUUGUACCGAUUUUGACCGUCCUAAUUUAUUCUUAAGUGCAUCUUUUCGAUACUCAGCUCAAGAUGACAUGGAAACAGCGGAUAAUGUGUUUGAUGACUUUAAAAAACUAAUGGUCAGAGAUGGUUUAAAUUUUAAAUUUGAAGGGUCAACAAUUAUUUAUUGUCCAACUAGGAAGAGAACGGAAGAAAUAACCCUUGUUUUAAAACGUAAUGGAGUCACUUGCGAAAGUUAUCAUGCUGGAUUAAAUUUAGAGAAGCGCCAAAAAAUUCAUGAAAUGUUUGUGCGGGAUGAAUUGACUGUGAUAGUUGCAACUGUUGCAUUUGGAAUGGGCAUUGAUAAACCAGAUGUUCGUUUCGUAAUUCAUUAUGGUGCUCCAAAAGAAAUAGAAUCGUACUAUCAGGAAGUGGGAAGAGCCGGUCGGGAUGGAUUGCCCUCCCGUUGCCAUGUGUUCUACAGACCAGCUGAUUUCUCCAGCAAUAAACACUUCUUUGUAAAUCUAAAAGGAGAUUAUAAAACACAUCGGGUCAAAAUGGCAAGACUUUUAGAAAACUACCUGGAAACCAAAGGCUGUAGACGUCGACUUUUACUGUCAUAUUUUCAAACUGUAGAUGAAGCUAAGAUAAAACAAAACAAAAAAUGCUGUGAUAACUGUCUUCGAAGUUCCAGUGUCUUGAAUAAGUAUAAAAAUCAUGUGGAAGUGAAUUUAGAUGAAGAUGCCAAGUUACUGAUAAAAGCUGUUAAAUAUUUCAAUGGUAAAUCUGGAAUAACGAAACCUAUUCAGUUUCUUCGUGGCCAAAAUACUAAAUUCAUCCAAGGCUUCAUGCGGAAAAGUGAACUGUACGGCAAAGGACACUACGAAUCAGAAAUUUGGUGGAAAGCAUUAGGACGCAUUUUGUUGAGGGCUGAUCUCUUGGAGGAGAAAACUUGCCAGCCAUUUGGUGGGUUUCGGCAGGGUAAUUUUCCAAUGAGCGUUGUAUGUGUAACUGAGGACGGGGAAAACUUCCUCCAAAAUGGUGCUGAAUCUCUCGGUAUUAAAUUGGAGCCAACAGAGGAACUUACCAAGCACACAAAGAAAAAACCUCAACACGUCAAACCUCAAUACUCUGCUAGUCCAGGGGAAUACAUCAAAGAAGAACCAAAACCAGUACCGCAACUGGAAAUUCCUGCUGAGCCAACGGAAGCUGAAAAAGAAUCCGAAUUGGAGUUAGUACUUCAACAAAGUUUAUACGACGCUCUCUUGAAAACUCGCCAGAACUUAGCCUUUCACUUCCAGAUCAUGCCAUAUGUCGUUGCUAGCAACCUUGCCUUACAAGCUUUGUGCCGUCAUAAACCUCAAACAACGCAAGAUCUAAUGGGAUUAGAGGGAUUCAACGAAGCUAAAAUAAUGAAAUUCGGAGAAGCCUUCAUAAAAACGGUCAAUGAAGUGUUGUCUAAGUUCCGCAGUGAAAGAAAAACUGAAGUCAGUAGUGGUAAACUUGUUCCUCUGAAUAAUCUUAUUGAAAAGACUGCAAGCUCUAUUCAUCAAGAAGUCCCUCAAACUAACUCGAACUUUGAUUCAUAUUUUGAAGAGGACGAUGAUCUGUUUCAAAAUUUUGAUGAUCUAGAUGCAACGAGUUACGAUGACUCGGUAAAAGAACUAAAGCCUCCCCCCAAACAAGAAGAUUCCACAUCACCAGAAUUGCUAAAACCAGGCAGGUCCAGUAUUAAACAAGAACCUGCAACAAACGCGGACAGUUUUUUCGAUGAGGAUAUGGAUUUGUUCGCUGAUAUCGAGAUGCCUGAAUCUAACUGUGUUCAGAAAGCGCAGUCCACUAACGGGGCUCCUUUCAAACAGUCUUCAAGUUCCCAAAUGUGUGAUGUCGAAGUGAAGCCUUUCAGUAAGUACGAAACAAAGCCCACCACAAGUGUUCCAUCCGUAACAAGCUCAUCCAAUAAGGUUAGCAACCCCUCAGGUCCUCGCCUUAAAAGUAGAAUCAAUACCAAUAAGAAAAUUAAGUACGAUAGUAGUGAUUCUUCGGAUGAGAAGGAGGGAAGUGAAUCAGAGUGGAAAACAAGACAGUUGCCAGAUUGGAUUUUGGGCUCUAAGGCCAAAAGCACUAUGAAUUCUAAAAUGAAAAAGAACAGUUUAUUCAAAUAAAGGACAAAGGACGUAUACACUCAGUAUUUUUCAACUUUUCUGAACUCGAGAUCAAAACAAAAAGUCUCCUCCCAAUACAAUUUUGAAGUAGUUUGAGUCUUGUGUUCAACACUCGUUGGAAUGUUUGUUUUUUUAAGUCAUUUUUAUUUUUGAAGUUUGCUUCACAUCCAGAAUACAUAUUUAUUUCGCUGCAAACACAACAUAUCGUCUCCUGGACGCAGGAUCUUAGCUUCAAUAAUAAUAAUAGACGCACAGAGGAGUGAAAGACCAACCAUUCUUGUAAUUUUAAGUGAAAUGCAGAUGGACUGCAAAUUUUCAGAUCGCUGUGGUGAACCUUCAUUUUAAAAAGACAGUUAUAUUGUAAGUUAUUGUUUUAUAAGUAUUUCACCGGUUUUAACUUGUUCGUGCGAUCAUAUGCAUAGGGAGUCUUGUUUUUUAGGUAAUUCUUCACUGUGGCAAGUUCUUGAAAAAUCGAAAAAAAAAAUAUAGGAAUCUCGUCGCAUACUACUCAACGCUGGCAAAUUAGGAAAUUUUGCAACUAAACCUUGAAUUUUCUUGUUCUGUCAAAACUUUUAAAGACUCUAAUUGUACCCAUGCUCUCCACACUUCGCUCUGAAUUGGACUAUCAGACUCACAUGAAGGAUUCGAUUACAUAAAAUCCUCAGAAGAUCAGGCAAACUUCAGUAAAUUUUCGUAUCUAAAACGCACGGAAUAGUCCGGAACCUUCAAAAUUCAAGGAAACUUAUCACCUUGAAGUAUGCUUUCCUGUUAAUCUUAACUUGCCGCUUGCUAAAUUAAUUUUUUUUUUUUUUGUUCUGAG
Messenger RNA from Bemisia tabaci, 4084 nucleotides. Its product is annotated as bifunctional 3'-5' exonuclease/ATP-dependent helicase WRN. Gene Ontology annotation, molecular function: ATP binding; 3'-5' DNA helicase activity; four-way junction helicase activity. Gene Ontology annotation, cellular component: chromosome; nucleoplasm; cytoplasm. Gene Ontology annotation, biological process: telomere maintenance; DNA replication; double-strand break repair via homologous recombination. NCBI's taxonomy places the organism in Eukaryota, Metazoa, Arthropoda, Insecta, Hemiptera, Aleyrodidae. The record is from RefSeq and is a predicted model, not a curated record.